UUAAAAACAACCAUUUUGUAUAAGUUUGCCAACAUAUUUUUAUAACAUUUCCAUCAUGUGUUGCCCCUGUGUCACAGAAUUGUAUAUUACUUCAGCAACUUGAGAGUAUUUUUUUUUAAAUGUUAUUGACUUUGAAGCUGGCUUGACACUAUGUGCUGUAUUAAUAUUUCUUGUCUUAAAUUGCAGUGAGAUUUGAAAACAAAAAAUCAUCAUUACUGUAAAUGUUGACUUUAGUCUACAAUUAACAUAACAUGAAAUAACAAGGAAUUAUAAUGAGCAACCCACUCCGAUCAAGAGUUAUUCAGUUGUACAAACAGCUUCUUUAUUAUGGUAAAGAUUACCCGCUUGGCUAUGAUUACUUUAAACCAAAAUUAAAGACUGCGUUUAUGAAGAAUCGUGAUGUUACAGAUCCAGUGAAGAUUGAAGAAUUAAUUGAAAGAGGGAAUUAUAUUGUCAAGGAGUUGGAAGCUUUAUACAUGCUUCGUAAAUAUCGAACCAUGAAAAGAAGAUAUUAUCCUGACUAGGUGUAAAUAAUUUUUUUGGAUUAUAAUUGUAAAUAUUUUUUGUGAACAUGAAUACUGUUAAUAUAAUAAUCUUCCAUGGCAA
Hydractinia symbiolongicarpus is the source of this 606-nucleotide messenger RNA. Its product is annotated as LYR motif-containing protein 5A-like. The record is from RefSeq and is a predicted model, not a curated record. Gene Ontology annotation, biological process: respiratory electron transport chain. Lineage: Eukaryota; Metazoa; Cnidaria; Hydrozoa; Anthoathecata; Hydractiniidae. Gene Ontology annotation, cellular component: mitochondrion. Bases 273 to 524 code for a protein of 83 amino acids. The transcript has 2 exons.